CCGGCCCGGCCGGGUGCCCCGGGAGGGGCGGGAGGAACGAGACUGGAAGUCCCGGGGCAGGAAGGGACGCGCGGGGCAAUCUCGGAGGGCGCAGCCCCCAAAACAAAGGGAGGAAUCGGGGCAGGCGGGGCUGGCACCGAACCCGCCUGGCUGUGGGGCCAGGAGCCGGGCUUUGCAAGGGGGUGCGAGAGAUUACAGGUGCCGGGGCGGUGGGAGAGAGCGAGGGGAAGGGAGCCAGGAGGGGCCAAGCCCUCCUCGGAUGCCCCCAAACCCCCUCGACGAAGCGGGCGCAUCCAGACAGAGAGACCCAGCUGCCGGGGGCAGAGCGCUGGCGGCCUCCGCUUCGGGCAGCGAUUGCUUUUAAAUCGUUCCCCUUUUAUUUUUCCGUGCGGGAGGCGGCGAGGCAGCCUUCGCGUCUCGCACGGGGAGGGGGAGACCAGGGGGCCGCGCUGUGCCCCCUUCGGAGGCCAAAAGGAUCCGUCUCCUCCGCGUUUGCUGGGAUGUGUAGAGAUGUCGGGGGCCAGCUGGGCUUGGGAGCCGGGGGCAAGAAGGAAAAGUCCAGGCUGGUUGUGUCAGGAGCGGGGUCCGAUGCCCCCGACCGGCCUCGGGAUAAAAGGAGCUGAUGAGAAAUGCAAGCAGGGCCGGGGCCGGGCCAGGCCUCUUGCUUCUCCACGCAGGGAGCUCGGGGGCUGCCGUCAGCAGUCGCAAGUAACUGUUCAGUCCCCACCUAAUUUUACACAGCAUGUGAGGGAGCAAAGCCUGGUGACGGACCAGCUCAGCCGGCGGCUCGUCCGCACCUACCAGCUGUACAGCCGGACCAGCGGGAAGCACGUCCAGAUCCUAGACAACAAGAAAAUCAACGCCAUGGCGGAGGACGGGGACGCCCACGCCAAGCUCAUCGUGGAGACGGACACGUUCGGGAGCCGCGUGCGCAUCAAGGGGGCCGAGACGGGCUUCUACAUCUGCAUGAACAAGAAGGGCAAGCUCAUCGGCAAGAGCAAUGGCAAAGGCAAGGACUGUGUCUUCACGGAGAUCGUCCUGGAGAACAACUACACGGCGCUGCAGAACGCCAAGUACGAGGGCUGGUACAUGGCCUUCACCCGCAAGGGCCGCCCGCGCCGCGGCUCCAAGACCCGGCAGCACCAGCGCGAGGUGCAUUUCAUGAAGCGCCUGCCCAAGGGCCACCACACCACGGAGCCCCAUCGCCGCUUCGAAUUCCUCAACUACCCCUUCAACCGGAGAAGUAAAAGGACUAGGAACUCCAGCCGCCGGGCAGGGCCUUGACCGGCCCGGCCGUGCCUUCCUCUCCUUGCCGUGGAGACGGGCGGACGCAGAGUAGAGAGACUUUCCCGUACGGUGAUCCCAAAAAAAAUGAGAGGAAAAAAAAGGAGGGGAAAAACAAACAAUAAAAGCCGGGAUCUCGUUGUUUAUAACUUUUUUUCUUGCUUUGAUUUUGGUUCUUUUGUGGUCGGAGAAAAGACCCAGACAGACGGACAGAAGCUCUAUUUUUGUAUUGCCGGCGCUGGAGAGGACCGACUCGAGAGACUCGCGGAGGGGGCACCGCGCGCCGACGUAGCCGCCUCCUAGUCCCCUCGCGGCGGUGUCGUCUCCGUUAUUUUUGUAGUGCUAGGGGGAAACGGGGGAAAUC
Alligator mississippiensis (American alligator) is the source of this 1648-nucleotide messenger RNA. RefSeq names its product fibroblast growth factor 8 (gene FGF8). The record is from RefSeq and is a predicted model, not a curated record. Lineage: Eukaryota; Metazoa; Chordata; Crocodylia; Alligatoridae. Gene Ontology annotation, molecular function: type 2 fibroblast growth factor receptor binding; type 1 fibroblast growth factor receptor binding; growth factor activity. Bases 511 to 1284 code for a protein of 257 amino acids. The transcript is spliced from 4 exons. Gene Ontology annotation, biological process: embryonic heart tube development; heart morphogenesis; limb morphogenesis. Gene Ontology annotation, cellular component: cytoplasm.